CGACUACUUCCUGCCGAAGACUCAGAGACUAUUUCUCUAACCUUAACACCUAACCUGCAGAGCGGAAAGAACAAAUGGGUACAAGUCUGGCUCGCUACAGUGCACCUCCCGGGUCUCCAAGCCUUUUCAAGAAGCUUUAUUCCCUCGCACCCACAAACAUGGUUUCAAAUUUUACGCCAUAUGGUCCGCUGUGACACUUUCUGGGUCCGAAGCUUGGGGUUAUGAACAGGCGAGAGCUUUGCAAGGCCUUCUGUUACCGCACUCGUCUGGGUUUUAUCGCUUUGAGCUCCCAUGCCGCCAGAUUGUUGUUGGGCAUGUGAUGGAAUACAUCGAAGACGAUUCGUUCGAACGAGACUAUGAAGCCAUGGUCGAUGGCUCGUUCUACUCGAUGGAGAGUCGACUCAAGAGGAAACCUUUACUAGAGCAACUUGCUCUUUGUGUUUAUUGCCUGCAUCUUUGUGGCGCUCAUCAUGGCGACCUGUCUCCAAGGAACAUACUGCAAAUACAUGGGCCGUCACCUUUCUUUGUGUUUUUCGAUUUUGCUCGGUGCUAUCCAUAUUCUAUCGAUACGGUGAAAGGUACAUCCGAUCGGCCAGGAUUAUGGCAGUGCCUAGUGGAAAUUGAGUCUUCGGAGAAUGUUGUUGCCUGGGUGGAACCCCAGUUCGUUCGUGGCGAGCCUUGGGCGGUCAACGUUUUCACGGAAGAGGUCUUCGAGCAAUUCAAGGAAUCGAUUCCCGACACAGAGGACCCGUAUCUCUUAUAUGUUCAGUAUCUGAAGCAAGAGCGCGAAAAGCCAAAACGAUCAAAGGUGCGAGAGCAUUUGUCAACGCCACGAAGCCCAAUAUCCACGGAUCGAGAUGAGAUUGCUCAGUGGGCUACGAACUUUGGAGUGCCUAGAGUCGAAUGAAUGCACCUGAUUGCAGAGCUCGUAGAAUUCAUUAAUAGGU
Messenger RNA from Dacryopinax primogenitus, 947 nucleotides. RefSeq lists its product as uncharacterized. The transcript is spliced from 3 exons. The annotation marks the transcript as partial. The record is from RefSeq and is a predicted model, not a curated record. NCBI's taxonomy places the organism in Eukaryota, Fungi, Basidiomycota, Dacrymycetes, Dacrymycetales, Dacrymycetaceae.